Messenger RNA from Pocillopora meandrina, 804 nucleotides. NCBI's taxonomy places the organism in Eukaryota, Metazoa, Cnidaria, Anthozoa, Scleractinia, Pocilloporidae. The record is from the annotation of a GenBank genome assembly.
AUGCAAUGCACAUCCCUGACGGUUUCUUCCACUCAGACGAUAAAGUGCGUGGUCGUCGCCAUUUUAUACUGCCAGUUACCAGUUACCAGCAGCUCCAGUUCCUGGCCUGAGCAAAGAGCUGGUACAUUGACGGCACCUUCCAGCUGUGCAGACAACCAUUCACCCAGCUCCCAAUCAUCAACGUGUCCAUAAAACACGAGGAUCUUGCCAAACAAGUGCCGCUAUUAUUCAUACUUAUGUCAGGGAGGAAGAAGAACAACCACUGCAAAAUCUUCAAGCAGCUUCUGGAGAUCCUGGUAUCAGCCCCAGCCACAGAGCAGAUCACCUUAGACUUCGAGACAGCAGUGUGGGCAGCCCUGAAAAAAGUGAUGCCACAGGCCAAACUGCAGGGAUGCAUGUUUCAUUGGACGCAGGCUCUAUGAGGAAAAGUGAGGUAACAUUUCAUUAAAAUUGACAAUAACAUCCGAUCAUUUUAAUUUGGCCAGCAUUACAAGGUAAUAAAUUUUAAAAAAAGCAAAAACUACCAAUAUUAAUUGAAAUCACAACUACUGAGAGAAUUCAAAACUUUGGUUAUUUAAAAAAACUACUAAUUUUAAUUGAAAUCACAUAUGCUGAAGAUUGGAUAUUAAAAAUAUAAAUGGUAUAGCUAAAUUGCAAUCCAUUUUGUUUUUUCCAAAGGUACAAGAAUUGGGUAUACAGAGUGCCUACAGCCAUGAUCAAGGUACCUUCCACUUCAUAAGAAAGAUGCCAGCGCUGCCCUUCCUGUCAGAGAACGAAAUCUGGCCAAUGUUUAACUGCCUCUAG